UGGAUUUUAAAUGAGCCGAACAGCGCUUCAUUAGUUAUCAGUCCGUGGAACAGGACGGGGUGUCGCUUCGCACAUAUUCGAGAGAGCGGAGGUAGACAGCGGCGGCUAAAUAUGAAAGCAACAGAACCACGGUUCUGCAGCGACGGCUGACAAGGGGGCGCAAGUGAUACAGCCUAUCCUGCUAUCGCUGUGAAGACCCUUACUAUGUGUCCUUCGUGCAGCUAUUCCUAGGCUAUAGCCUACUGUAAAUCAGAGUGCCGCAGACCCCGCCGUUUUGAUGGGUUAGCUACCCCGCUGGCCAACGAAUAAUUUGGGGAAUGCAUAGAAUUCCCGUUUUAAAAAGAUAGUCGGGUAGAAGGGGAUGCGAUUGAUUGACACGAUUGUGCUUCUCUGUGCAUUGGAAGCAACACCCCUGUAGCACAUUGACAUGGAAGGACAGAGUCGUAUAAUUGUUCCUGACGGGGAAAGUAGACACCGGCAUCCAGCAAACCAAGGGUGAGACGUCAAAACGUGGAAUGUCAGGAACUGUUUUUUUACGCGGCGGUGGUGAAGUGGACUUCUCUCUCAUGAACUUCUGAUACAUCAACGGUAUGCGAUGGGAUGAAAAUGCGACGGCACAAAGUGUUCUUGUUUUGCACGGUGGGCCUGUGUGUCAUCUCCUUCUUGCACUACUACAAGGCCCUGCACUAUGUCUCGCUGUUGAGGGAGCUCUCUGCGCCAUACCCCAACAUCAAGUCCUUCAUUGUGGUGGCUGGCAUGUUCUGGAAGGAGAGAACCACCCCACUGUCCAGCUCCCUACUGAAGGGGGGGCAAGCCCUUGCCAUGAGACUAUCUGACAAUGAGGCAGAAGACAGCAUGGAGCUGGACAGGGAGAUGGGCAAGGAUUUGAUUGCCUGGUACGACAGAGUGCAGCCCAAUCACCCAAACAGGAAGGAUGCAGCGGUGAGGAAGGCUCCCCGGAUGUUUGCUCCCGCAGACCCCAUGGGCCCACUUGGGGACCUCCACCAGCACAACUUCCAGCUCCGGGAUGACACCACACCCUACUUUGUGCACACUAAAGCCGGAGCCCUAUGUUUCAGGCAUGGGACGGAGAUGGCCACCCCCAAGGAUGGUGCGGUGCGAGAAGAGGAAAGGGCAGCGGGCCAGCGUAGUAUCCUCCAGCACCAGAAUACCGCUCACUCGCCACGGGCUAGGCCCCAGCGGGGCAAGCGGCUGGUGCGAUGUGUUUGCCGGCAGGGCUGGCACGGGCCUUACUGUGGCAUCCCCACCAUGGUGCAGCACUCCAAUUUGCCCACCAAGGACAGGCUGACCCCGAGAGAGGUGCCCCGCAGGGUCAUCAACGCCAUCAAUGUAAACCAUGAGUUUGACCUCCUCCACGCCCGUUUUCACGAGCUGGCCCAAGCCGUGGACCUCUUCCUCGUGUGCGAAUCCAACUUCACAGCUUACGGCGAGACCCGGUCCCUGCAAUUCCUGCAGCUCCUUCUCAACGGGACCUACAGAUAUGUGCAGCACAAGAUACUCUAUGUCUUCCUGGAUCACUUCCCUGACGGCGGGCGGCAGAACGGCUGGAUCGCUGAUGACUACCUGCGCACCUUCCUGACUCAGAAUGGGAUGUCCCGGGUGCAAGGGGUGCGGCCCGAUGACGUCUUCAUCAUCAACGAUGCCGAUGAGAUCCCAGCACGGGAGGGGGUCCUCUUCCUCAAGCUUUUCGACGGCUGGACAGAGCCCUUUGCCAUUCACAUGCGCAGGUCCCUCUACGGAUUCUUCUGGAAGCAGCUGGGCUCCCUGGAGGUGGUGUCCGGGUGCACGGUGGGCAUGCUGAAUGCCGUCUACGAAAACGACGGCAUCAAGCUUCGAAGGAGAGAGUACUACACCAUGCCAGGCUUCCGAAAGUACGAGAACGACACGGGUCACAUCCUGGUGCAGUGGUCCAUUGGAAGCCCCGUUCAUUUCGCGGGCUGGCACUGCUCCUGGUGUUUCAGCCCGGAGGGAAUCCACCUCAAGCUCAUCUCAGCCCAGAAUGGGGACUUCCCCCGCUGGGGGGACUACGAGGAUAAGCGGGACCUAAACUAUAUCCGGAAGCUAAUCCGGACUGGGGGCUGGUUCGAUGGGUCCGUGCAGGAGUAUCCCCCGUCAGACCCGAAGGAGCACAUGUAUGCCCCCAAAUAUCUGCUGGAUAACUUUGAGCGCUACCGCUACAUGCUGGUGAACACCUACAGCUAAGAUAAUAGGGUAGAGUUGGAUGGAGAACGAGCAUAUUCCCCCAGGAGGUGAUGGGCAUUUUAAGGGGAUGCAUUGGUGGAGAUCGCAGAAGCUGGAGGGGAACAGACAAACCAUCUUUAUUGUUCCCUCUUUUAAUUUCCUCCAUGAAUCAGGGAGACAGGAGACUGGGGUGCAAUGGGGGUCACAGCUUGCGGUGUAACGGGCAGCCUGUGGUGUAGUGGCUAAGGUACGUGACUGGGACCCGCAAGGUCAGCCAAAUGUAAUGUAAUGUAAUGUUGCUUUGGUAGGAGGAGGAGGAAGGACAAGGAACAAGGGGUUUUCACAGCAGGGUAUUCAGUGAGCAGUUUGUGUUAAAUUGCUGGGCAGUUUCUGUUUGGUGCCAUGGUUUCCUACAUCAUUGACCCAGCCCAGGAUGACACCAUAGCUACUCCCCAUUGUUUGACCUGCUUCCUGUACCUGCCCAUCUCUCGUCACAUGUCUGUACUCAGCUGUGAGUUAUGGCAUAAUCUGAACGGUGACAAACACAGACGAAACUGGUAAUACACAUACCACUCAUGAGGUGAUUCCUGCUUGCCACAACACGGUGUCCUUUUUGAGGGUUUUCUUGCUUGACCCCCAUGUUAUUUAGACCCAGGGGUCAGGGGAAAAGUUUAGUUUUCCCUUGUGGGGCGAUGUCAAUAUUACCUGUGGUGACAAGCACUUGAGUGGUACGGGGAGGUUAGCCGGGGGUAUUAGCUUCAUUGGAGUGGUUUUCGGAGAGUUCUGGAAGAAAAGAGUGACCUGAUACAAGGUUGUCCUCAUCUCAGAUGUCAUGGUGUAUGUAGUGCUACGCAGAACAGGACGAAGGAACAGGCAUGCACAGAGGCAAAUGGAGGCAGGGGAAUCAACUAUAGCAGGUCAUAUUUGUGGGAAAACACCAGGUCUCCGCAGACCCGAAUCACCAGCUAGGAACCACCCUCUGGGGGCACUGCGGAAAGAUGAGAGGGGAUGAACACCGAAAACAAAAGAGGACCAAAAGUUUUCUUUUUAAGCACUCUCCUUAAAGACCACUCAGAAUGAUACCCCCUCCCGAGUUCAUGCAUGUUCACCUUCAAAGGGCUGUGAGAGAAAGGCCAUCUCCUGUGCGGUUGCAGAAAAUAGGGUCCCCGUCACAGGAAAGUCUCUCUCAUAAAUGGUUGGCAUUUAUAUAGCGCCUUUAUCCAAAGUGCUGUACAAUUGAUGCUUCUCAUUCACCCAUUCAUACACACACUCACACACCGACGGCAAUUGGCUGCCAUGCAAGGCGCCAACCAGCUCGUCAGGUGCAUUUGGGGGUUAGGUGUCUUGCUCAGGGACACUUCGACACAGCCCGGGCGGGGGAUUGAACCGGCAACCCUCCGACUGCCAGACGACUGCUCUUACCGCCUGAGCCAUGUCGCCCCCAUGGCGAUGUAACCGCCUCUUCCCAGUUGGCACAUGAUUGCAUGCAUUGACAUGCAGUCAAGCAGGCACAGGCCACCAAAGGCCAGACCAGUAAUGCAAUAUAAUGCUCUUCCGCAUUGCAGGGAUCUUUACUGACAUCAUGAAGAAAUCAAUCAAAUAUACAGUGCAGUGCAUCUGUAUAGCAAGCACAUCGAAGUAAACGUAUGUAAAUGAAUGGUGCUUACUGAAAAUGAUGCAUUCAUUAGUCGAUUAACCGAAACACUGGCAGUACUGAAUAGUUACAAAGUAGACCGUUCACAAGCCAAUCAUUUUUGGCUUGUGUCUUCAUGAGACUAGCCUCAAAACCACAAAAAUGAAAAUACUGGAAGUUAAUGUAAUCAAAGAGGCUUUUCCACUUUCUCAAAAAAGAGGAGACAUCAGUGCUGGCAGGGGUCCAAUCUGCCAGUGGGAAACUAGUUUGUCCCUUUGAGAACGAGAUUUGUCAGUUAAUGGUGCCAGUCCUGCCCCCAAUCUCCAAACUAGAUUACAUGUCCAAAUGCCUUCAAGCACUUUGGCAGUCGCACAAGUCAUUGUUUCCUCCAUUCUUACAUUCUUACUGUAUGACAGAAGCCCAAUGUGAGGGUAGCGAAGGUAGGUGAAAGUGGACAUUCCUGUACAGUUUUCUUUGUAUGUCAUCCUUGUUGCUUAUAAACAUGGUUGUUGUUUUUUUUGCCGUGUCAUUGUUUAUGUCUGUGUUCUAAAUUAUUGCUGUUCUGUUCCUAGAUUGAAUAGACAGAAAGUAUGUAAAACAUGUGAAUAAAUACACAGCUUAUGGAGGAGAAGGAUUCAUGCAAUGUGUUCAUUGACAAACAUUUUAAGGUUAAGGGAAAACUAGCUACUCUACUUGAUUACAAUACUGCUCCUUGCCAGCAAUCUCAUAUAUAUAUAUAUAGUAUACUAAUAUUAUCAUUUUCUAAUUGUGCAUUUACCGGGCUGUUCUUAUCAGAAAUGUAUGCAUACUUGUAUUUUUCACUUUUUAUUUUUUUUAUCACACUUGAACUAUCUUUUAUCUGACCCAAUAAUACUUAUUUUUUUACGAGUGUCUAUGUGGUAAAGUGGGCUCAUUUUUGGAUUUGACGGUUAUCUACAAAGUGUGAUUAAAACAGUCCAAAAAGAGCAUGCUUGUUUCUUGUAAUGAAAGCACAGCAUUUAAACCACAGAAGACUUUGUGUUUUGCAGGAAGAUGAAUUUGCCUUUAUUCUCUGGUAUUCCAGACCAAACAAAGGGGGGGUUCACAACAGUAGCGGCUGUGGAGCUGGUACAGUAAUUGGGCGUUUUGUUCAGCACAGCUAUUCGCCCUGGCAGAAACAAAAAUGUGAUUCAUACGACAUUUCAAUGAAAACAAUGCAGUUGCUAUUGCUGGGUGUAUUUAAAGAACUCAUGCAGCAUGGCAUUAUUUUGUAUUUUUCAUUUUUUUUAAACCAUCAGUUUCCAAUGCUGCGUUGCCGUCCGAUCACAUCCAAUUCCUGCGUCCCAAGUGGGAGCAAUUUAAUUGGUUCUUUUUUUUUUUUUGUUGUUGUUGGGUUUUUUUUUUUGGAGAACAUCACAUCACAGUACAGUACAGUCCUAUGGCAAACAAAGCAGGACUUUUAGCCUCUGUGACAAGAGAUGGGAUAUAGGGGGGCUGAAGGUUGUGAAUAAGUAAUUAUAUUUAAAUCAAAAUGUGAAAUAAAUAAACGGCCAAUUACAGUUAGUGUAUAAGGUGGAAGGUAGA
Molecule: messenger RNA, 5398 nt
Organism: Conger conger (European conger)
Lineage: Eukaryota; Metazoa; Chordata; Actinopteri; Anguilliformes; Congridae
Product: beta-1,4-mannosyl-glycoprotein 4-beta-N-acetylglucosaminyltransferase-like
Exons: 3
Coding region: 601-2223 (540 amino acids)
Biological process (GO): N-acetylglucosamine metabolic process; protein N-linked glycosylation
Cellular component (GO): membrane
Molecular function (GO): beta-1,4-mannosylglycoprotein 4-beta-N-acetylglucosaminyltransferase activity
Source: RefSeq, a predicted model, not a curated record